Suillus discolor is the source of this 2655-nucleotide messenger RNA. RefSeq lists its product as uncharacterized. Bases 1 to 2655 code for a protein of 884 amino acids. The transcript is spliced from 11 exons. The record is from RefSeq and is a predicted model, not a curated record. Lineage: Eukaryota; Fungi; Basidiomycota; Agaricomycetes; Boletales; Suillaceae.
AUGCUCAGAAAACGGCCUACUCACCGUGCCCUUCAGUUUCCAUGCCUAUCUCCAGGCUGUAUGCGCUGGUUUCGAAACAUAUCUGGCCGCACUCAGCACAUGCACGCAUGCCAUACCAUUGCACCUGCUCAGGAUCUUCCUCAACCGCAACAGCUUCCAUCUCCAUCUCAGUCGCCUCCUCCUGAUUUCUUGCCACCCCCUCCUGAUUUCUCGCCUCCCCGAUCAUCACCUGGUCCAAUGGCUGAUGAUGAGGAUCCAGAGUCAGAAUUCACUGAUGCGAGCGAGCGUUACUAUUCUGACGGUGUGUUUCUGCCCCCUGGCACACCACCAACUCCUGUCCCACCGAAGUCUCCUCACGACUGGAGCCCGUAUCGUAACGAUAUUGAAUUUGCAACGGCAGAGUUUAGCCACAGACUUAUUGCUCGACUUAAUGGGCGCGCAGCUGUUAAACACAACGACCACCCUCCAUUUGCAGAUCACAAGGAUUUGCACAAGGUCAUCGACGCCACACAACUUGGUAAUGUCGCUUGGCAAUGUCUCUCAGUUCAAUACACAGGGGAACACCCUGAACAUGAUGCUCCUCCGUGGAUGGACAGAGAAUACGAGGUCUGGUACAGAGACCCCCGCAUCAUGGUGCAUAACAUGUUAGCAAACCCUAUCUACAAGGGUGAGAUUGACUAUGCGCCAUUUCGGGAAGACUUUAUGUCUGCGGACUGGGCAUGGCAACAAGCCAUACGUGACAAAAUAUCGAAGGAUCCAAACACACAUGGAUCGACGUUCGUUCUGAUAAUUCUUGGUAGCGACAAGACCACUGUUUCUGUGGGCACAGGUAAUAAUGAAUAUUACCCCCUGUAUGCCUCGAUCAGCAAUGUGCACAACAAUGUGCGAUGCACUCAUUGCGACACUCUCGUCAUCAUCAGUUUCCUGGCUAUACCUAAAACUGAUAGGCAACAUGCUCAUGACGAUUUGUUUCAUGUAUUUCGCCAGCAGCUUUUUCACCGUUCGCUAUCUGCGAUUCUAUCUACCCUGAAGCCUGUGAUGACCAAGUACGAAGUCCUGCGUUGUGCAGACGGUCACUUUCAACGUGUUAUAUUUGGCCUGGGACCCUACAUAGCCGACUAUGAGGAGCAACUGGUGCUGUCCUGCACCGUUAAAAAUUGGUGCCUGAAAUGCCUUGCAAAUCAGAAAGAUCUCGAUGGUGGUGGUCUCUUACGCUGUCGAGAGCAUACGGAUAUCCUAAUACAUGAAAAUAUCCACCCGGAUACAUUGUGGGAUGAAUAUGGGAUCAUAAGUGUUCUCAUCCCAUUCACAAAUGACUUCCCCCGAGCCGACAUCCAUCAAUUAAUAUCAUUUGAUCUCCUCCACCAGCUAGUCAAAGGCGCUUUCAAGGAUCAUUUGGUGGAUUGGGUAGUAAAGUACCUUAGACUUGAGCAUGGGACCAAACAAGGAGACGAGAUCAUGAGCGACAUAGAUCGAAGAAUUGCUGUUGUGGCGCCAUUCACUGGUCUACAGCGAUUUCCUGACAGCCGCAGCUUUAAACAGUGGACGGGUAACGAUUCUAAAGCCCUUAUGAAGGUCUUCAUUCCAGCUAUCGAAGGCCACGUACCUCAAGACAUGGUACGUGCAUUUCGCGCUGAAGCCUGUCUGGAUCAACUCAAAGACGCGCUUGCUCGGUUUCACCACUACCACCAGAUCUUCGAAACCACGGGCACAGUCUCUCACUUCUCGUUACCCCGCCAGCACUCAAUGACCCACUAUGCGGACAUGAUCCGACUGUUUGGUGCGCCGAAUGGAUUGUGCUCGUCGAUCACGGAAUCCAAGCACAUUAAGGCGGUGAAGCAACCCUGGAGGUGGUCUAGCAAGCAUAAUGCCAUUGGCCAAAUACUUUUGGCUAACCAACGCCUCGACAAGCUCGCAGCAUCUCGCGUAGACUUCGCUGCUCAUGGGAUGCUCGUUGGCUCUGUAUUAUCAAGAGCUGUGGCUGCUCUACAACGAACACGGGCACAGACUGUAGCAACACUAGCAGAAGAGGUCGGUGUUAAAUACCUGCGAUGCCUUAUCCGUCAUUUUCUGUUUUUGCAACUCUUUCCCAAUGAUCCUCGCAACCCCGAAGAUGUCCCUGCUGCUAGCUGCUCUCGAUACAAUGGUAGACUUGAGGUCUUUAAUUCUGCUGCUGCGACUUUUUAUGCGCCAAGUGAUCCCAGUGGCAUUGGUGGCAUGCGACGAGAACAGAUCCGUGCAUGUCCACUCUGGCGUAAUGUCUAUGCCCGUAAUGAUUGCAUGUUUGUCAACACCAAUUCAAACCUUGAAGGGAUGAAAGGGCUCGAAGUUGCCAGAGUCAAAUGUUUUUUUUCCUUCAGAUUCAAUUGGGCCGCCACGUAUCCAUGCGCUCUUGUUCAUUGGUUCGAUAAGGUCAGUGACUCUGCCGACAAGGAUACUGACAUGUGGAUAGUCCGUCCAAGUGUUUGUGAGGAUGGCACCCCAAACCUCGCUGUUAUUCAUAUCGAUACCGUUUACCGUGCAGCGCACUUAAUCCCUGUCUACGGUCCCGAUUUCAUUCCUAAGGACAUUAAGUAUUUUUAUUCUUAUGAUGCUUUCCGCUUAUUCUAUGUCAAUAAAUACGCCGAUCACUAUGUGUUCGAGAUAGUGUCGUGA